UUGUUAUUUAUGCUUCGUUCACACUGGACAGAAGAAUGUCUUCGCCUUGUAGAUGGAGCUGUUUAGGGAUAUAUCUAGGGCUAUUUCUACUGGAUUGUUACUGGGACACGGUGUCUGGGCAGCUCUCCUAUUCGGUCUCAGAGGAGGUAAACCCGGGGACUCAUGUUGGAAAUAUCGCUAAGGAUUUAACCAUUAAUUUACAGGACUUGGAAACCCGCAUGUUUCAAAUUGUUACUGGAUCAAAGAGGAAAUUCUUCGAGGUAAAUCUUAAGACUGGUGUUCUGUAUGUCAGUGAGAGAAUAGACAGAGAGGAGCUUUGCGCAGAGGAACUUAAAUGCUCAGUCAAUGCAGAGGCCGUGAUAAAUAACCCUUUGAAGCUUUAUAGUAUUGACAUAGACAUUUUAGAUGUAAAUGAUAAUGCCCCAUUAUUUACGACCAAAUUGCAAAAUUUGUAUAUUGCAGAGAAUACUUUACCGGGAGUGAAAUUCGCAUUAUCUGAAGCAACUGAUGCAGAUGUGGGGAGAAACGGAGUCAAUACUUACAAAUUAAGCCAAAAUGAACAUUUCUCUUUGGCAGUGCAUAAAACAGGUGACAGUGUGUCUGCUGAGUUAGUGCUGAAGAAAGCUUUAGACAGAGAGAAGCAGCCUGUUAUCACCAUGACACUGACCGCUGUAGAUGGAGGGACUCCUCCAAAAUCAGGCACCUCACAGCUCGUAAUCAAUGUUUUAGACAUUAAUGAUAACAUUCCGAUAUUCAGCGAAUCUUUGUAUAAGACAAAGAUUCCCGAAAACACGCCCCUGGGCACACUAGUUAUCGCUGUGAACGCCACCGAUGCAGAUGAGGGCCUGAACGGCGAGAUUGUGUAUUCAUUAAGAAGCAAAGAUCAAGAUCACGUACUUGAUAUCUUUGAAAUUGAAAGUCAAACGGGCGUCAUUAAGGUAAAAGGCAAUAUAGACUUUGAAGAAAGGAAAGCUUUUGAGAUACGUGUGGAGGCAAGUGAUAAAGGCCAGCCUCCAAUGUCCGCUCAUUGUAAAGUGUUGGUAGAAGUUGUGGACCUCAAUGACAAUGCUCCUGAGAUCACCAUUACGUCACUGCAUAAUACAGUGAAAGAGGACUCUAAUAUAGGUACCGUAGUUGCACUUCUGUCCGUCCUCGAUAAAGACGGUGGAGAAAAUGGUAAAGUGAAAAUCCAAAUUCAAAAUGAGGUUCCAUUCAAACUCGAAACAAACUACAAAAAUUAUUAUUCGUUGUUAGUUGAUGGGCCUUUGGACAGAGAGAGUAUCUCUAACUACAACGUCACCAUAGUCGCCACUGAUAAAGGCACCCCGCCACUCUCUAGCACGAGUGUAGUUCCUAUACACGUUUCUGAUGUCAAUGACAACCCGCCUCUCUUCUCAGAGCCUGUGAUUAAUGUUAACGUGAAUGAGAACAGACCGGUAGGAGCAGUUAUUAAAACGGUGACUGCAACUGAUGCUGACACUGACCAGAACAGUCAGGUGAGCUACUCAUUUUUACAGAGUAACACUAACUCGUUGUCGUUAUCUACAAUGGUGAAUAUCAACUCAGAGACUGGAGAUAUAAUCAAUCUGCAGUCUUUUAACUUUGAGGAGUUAAAAAUGUUUCAGUUUAAAGUUCAGGCCACAGACUCUGGUGUUCCUCCGCUCAGCAGCAACGUGACUGUGAACGUUUUUAUUCUGGAUGAGAAUGACAACAGUCCAGCUAUUCUGGCGCCCUAUUCUGAACACGGCUCCGUUAACAGUGAGAGCAUUCCCUAUUCUGCUGAAGCGGGCUACUUUGUGGCAAAGAUCAGGGCUGUAGACGCAGACUCUGGAUACAAUGCGCUGCUUUCUUAUCACCUGUCUGAGUCCAAAGGAAACAACCUCUUCCGGAUCGGAACCAGCACCGGGGAAAUCAGGACUAAGAGGAGAAUGAGUGACAAUGACCUGAAAACUCACCCCUUGGUGGUGUUGGUUUCUGAUAACGGAGAACCCUCCCUGUCAGCUACUGUGUCUAUUGAUGUGGUGGUGGUUGAAAGCACAGCUGACAUCCAGACUCAGUUCAGACAUGUGCCUGUGAAGGAGGAGAGCUUCUCUGAUUUAAACCUGUAUCUGCUGAUCGCCAUUGUGUCGGUGUCAGCGAUCUUUCUGCUGAGCCUCAUCAGUUUAAUAGCUGUCAAAUGUCACAGGACAGACGGCAGUUUCGGCAGGUACGGCGCCCCAAUGAUCACCACCCACCCUGACGGGAGCUGGUCUUACUCUAAAGCUACUCAGCAGUAUGACGUGUGUUUCAGCUCAGACACACUCAAGAGCGACAUGGUGGUUUUCCCUGCACCGUUUCCACCUGUAGAUGCGGAGCUGAUCAGUAUUAACGGAGGAGACACUUUUACCAGGACCCAGACUUUACCCAGUAAAGAAAAGGUAAGAGAAGUAUGA
Molecule: messenger RNA, 2432 nt
Organism: Thunnus maccoyii (southern bluefin tuna)
Lineage: Eukaryota; Metazoa; Chordata; Actinopteri; Scombriformes; Scombridae
Product: protocadherin alpha-3-like
Exons: 1
Coding region: 36-2432 (798 amino acids)
Biological process (GO): homophilic cell-cell adhesion
Cellular component (GO): plasma membrane
Molecular function (GO): calcium ion binding
Source: RefSeq, a predicted model, not a curated record